This is a messenger RNA of Chelmon rostratus (copperband butterflyfish), 3665 nucleotides long. RefSeq names its product protein SON (gene sonb). Bases 22 to 2958 code for a protein of 978 amino acids. The record is from RefSeq and is a predicted model, not a curated record. The transcript has 20 exons. NCBI's taxonomy places the organism in Eukaryota, Metazoa, Chordata, Actinopteri, Chaetodontiformes, Chaetodontidae. Gene Ontology annotation, biological process: regulation of cell cycle; regulation of mRNA splicing, via spliceosome. Gene Ontology annotation, molecular function: RNA binding.
UGCAAAGAUGCACACUUAAACAUGGCGGCUAACAUUGAGCAAAUUUUCCAAGAUUUUAUUUUGAAUAAAAUCAGAGAAGUUGAAGACCAGAAUGAAGACAAGGCUGUUGCUGAAGGAGUGGCUGCUGGCAGUCAAGUGGUUGGAGCAGAGGAAGCCACUUCCAAGAGAGACAAACAGGAAGACCUAAGGGGCAGUGGUUCACAAAAGAAACAUAAGAAACACAAAAAACACAAAAGUAAGAAGAAGAGGAGGAACCAAGAGAAGGAGAGCUGUUCAGAAUCUGGAGCAGAAUUGGUGGCAGGAACCAAACGUCAGCCAAGAAGAGGAACACCAGCAGAGGCGAAUAUGGAGCAAGGUGAGGAUAACGAGACUAAGUACGGAUGCCAUAAGAGGUGCUCAACAGGAAAGAGGAAGAAGAAGAAGAGAAGGAGGAAAAGUGAAGAGAACUCUUCAGAUUCCGACUCAGAGUUUGUGUCAAAGCAGAGAGAUAGUAAUUGUGGUCAAAGCUUUUCACCAAGGCGACGAGAGGAGUUGCCUGAUAUCAUCCCAAAACAGGACAGCUCCAAUAACAAAAGAGGAGUUGAGGAAAGACAUGGCAGGAGGAGUUGUUCACGGUCGCAUUCCUAUACUCAUUCACAUUCGUGCUCAGUGAGGAAGAACUCUCAUUCUUGGUCUAGACACCACCAUAGAAGAUCUAGAACUCGCUCCCUAUCCAGUUCACAGCGCCUCAGGACCCAUUCCAGCUCCUCGAGCGAGAAGCAGGAAGCUCUGGAUGGAACCAUUCAGUCCACCAAAGGUCCUCCAAAAGUCCUCCAGCUGUCUCAGCUGGUCUCAAGUCCUACCCGAAGAAACAUCAAAGCACAGGAGCUGGCAGAGUCAAGCACAGAGCUGCAGAACCCUGACCAAAGUGAAAAGCCAUCAGAGAAAAAAGAAGAGAAAGCAGUGGACACAAUACAAAAACUAGCUCAAGGUUCUGGUGCAUUCCAGUCCAUGCUGAACCAGUCCACAUCUGCCGAACCUGACCAGACCACUGAGCCCAGCUUCCCUCAGUUUAAAGAGUCAGACUACCCCAGGUCCUUUUCCACCGAUGUUAAAUCACCAGCAAAGAAGAGGAGGAAACCCUCGAAGUGCCCACAGAGGAAAAAAGAAGCAAAGUCAUCAAAGAAGCAGAAAAGAUCCAAGUCACCAUAUAGGAGCCGCAGGAGGGGAUCCAGAUCCAGGAGCCCUUCAAAGAAGAAAAGAUCAAGGUCCAGGUCAGGAGGCCGAAGGUCGCAGAAGACAUGCUCACGGUCAGUGUCACGGAGUCGGAGGAGGGCUACAUAUAGCCAGAGGGACCGCUGGAAACGAGAGCCGAGUCAGUCCCCUGUGCUCAUUCUCCGCAAAAAUAGAUCUCCCAACCGGAAAUACUGCAGUUCGAGCAACAGCCCUCAACGCAUCAGUGAACUGGAUAAGGACCAGUUGUUGGAAAUUGCAAAGGCCAAUGCUGCUGCAAUGUGUGCCAAAGCAGGUAUGCCCAUCCCUGCUGGCCUGAGAUCCACAGUGCUUCCCCUGGCUCUGCCAAGCAUGGCCAUGAAUGCUGCUAUGGCCAGUAUGACUGCUGCCACCAUGACAGCAGCCUUGUCUAACAUGGGCACUCUGUCUUCACUGCUCCCCCUGCCCUCCAUUACCAACAAGCCACCCCCUGUCACAGUUCAACCCAACGUUUCGGCUUUGGAGGAAGUGAAGAGGAAAGUCACGAAGCAGGCCAACAGCAUCAGUAUUAAGGAGUUUACUGAUAAAUGCAAGAUGAUUGUGGACAGUAAAGGAGAGCUGCCAGUGGCAAUGCCUCAUGUUUCAGAUGAAGAGGAUGAUGGGAAACCCUUUGGAGGAUCAGCUCUUCGAGAGCAAAGAGCCAUCAGCUUCAGCAUCAAUAACACAACAGUUCGUCCAGCAGUACGUAGUGACGCAGGCAUGGCCAAGGAGUUUCCUGUGUCGUCAGGAUCUCAACAUCGCAAGAAGGAGGGCGAGGCACUGGGUGUCUAUGGAGAAUGGGUUCCUGUUGACAAAACAACAGACAAAGCUACAGCUACCUCCAGAAAAACCCUGAACCCUGUUCCUCUUGUGACAGCAACCUCAUCAUCAGGUGAAAUGCUGACAGCAGCAGGGUUACCAGAGGUUGUUGAACAGUCGGCAUUUGUGCCUGAUAAUGACAGCGUUUUUCCUGAUGCAGUACUUCAGCCGGUAGAUAUUUCUCAGGCUGUAACUGAGAGAAUCAGAGCUCAGAGGCGCCUGGCUGAGAACCCCUAUGAUGUCAAUGCCAUCUGUAUGCUUAGCCGGGCACAAGAGCAGGUGGAUGCAUGGGCCCAGUCCAACACUGUUCCUGGUCUUUUCACUGGUUCGACUGGAGCCCAGGUCCUGAGCUCGGAGGAGCUGUCCACCAGCGGACCACAAGCAUGGCUGAAGAAGGACCAGUUCCUUCGGGCAGCUCCGGUAUCGGGGGGUGUCGGGGAGUUCCUGAUGAGAAAGAUGGGCUGGAAAACGGGAGAGGGCCUAGGGAGGAACCGCGAGGGUACCGUGGAGCCAAUCAUUAUUGACUUCAAGGUCGACCGCAAAGGACUAGUUGCUGAAGGAGAGAAGCCACAAAAGCAAACAGGAGGACUGGUGGUAACAAAGGAUCUAAUGGGGAAGCACCCAGUGUCUGCUCUCAUCGAGUUGUGCAACAAGAGACGGAUAACGCAGCCAGACUUUGUCAUGGUUCACCACAGUGGUCCUGACCACCGCAAGAAUUUCCUCUUCAAGGUCACAGUGAAUGGUGUGGACUACCAACCCCAGACAGCUAGUCCCAAUAAGAAACAUGCCAAGGCCAUGGCAGCAACAGUUGCACUACAGGCUCUGGGAGAGGUUCCUGUUGAUGGACCAGGACUCUAUACUGGCCCUGUCUUCACUGCUGCUUCUACUGGCCCCUUGUUUUCUACAUAAACAUGCACACAAUUGUGGGACUGACAUAUUCUACGUAGUUCAACUGUCUGACUACAUUCUCACUUCAUUCAGUGACAGAAAGGGUUUUUUCACUCACAUUGAAAAAACAGCCCAUUUUGCCACUCUGGUAGCUCUUUUAUAUACUAAGAAAUUAAUAAAUACUCUAGGUACAGGACAGUAAGAACCAUAACUACCAGUAUAGCUGCAGAUGAAAGAAAGUAUCUUUGUAUGGAAGCAACUUGUGACUGAUUUUAUACCCCCCAAAACACACUUUUUGAAGUCACUAUGCUCAUGACAGGAUGGCAAAUUUUUUGCUGGGUUGUAAGGAUUGGGAAAGAAUCUUAUUUAAAGUGUAUGGCAUAAAUGUAUGUAUGUAUAAUUAUAUGUAUCAUAUAGUAGCAUUUCAGCCUGAUAUAUAUUAGCUGAUCAUUACUUUAGUCUAAUCCUAGACCAGACAUGAAUUUCUCUACAAUGGAUUUGUUGAUCACAGCCAAACAGCUGAGUUCGGCUAUUAUGAAAAAUGUAUAUGUAAAUAACUGUGUCUUGUUGGUUAGCAACUUUUCUGUAUGUCCUGAUAUUACAUUUGUGGCCUGGCCUCCUAACAAAAUGUUUGUCAUGAAAGAGGCUGUUAAAUUUUAUGGAAAUAACCUUCUGAAAAUGUGUAAACAGAAAUAAAGAUUAUAUUUAUUUAUGUAGUAGAGGAAGCA